AUGAGCUAUUUUGAUACCUUGAAACUUUCCUACACCAACGUCGAUACUUCCAACGGUAUCAACACUGAGCAAUUUUUGGAGGCCACUGAAGGCGUGGUCAAGUUGUUUGACUUGCUCGGCUCAAGUGCUUUCUCGGUUGUCCAAAAUGAUAUGAACGGCAACAUUAAGAAAAUCCGUGAAAAGUUGCAGAGCGAUGCUGCCACCAACAACACGCUUCAAAACCUCAUGGCAGCUGAAGCACCACAAAAGAAACGCGUUGCCACUGAAGGCUUGUUGUGGCUUUCUCGUGGUUUGGAUUUCACGGCUCAAGCUCUUCGUCGCAGCAUUGAGAAUCCUGAAGAAGAGCUCAACACCUCCUUUACCAAGGCCUAUGAAGCCACCCUCAGAAAACAUCACAACAUGAUGGUGCGCCCUGUCUUUGCUCUUGCCAUGAAAGCAUGCCCUUACCGCAAGGACUUUUACCAAAAGAUUGGCGUGCUCACUGAUGCUGCGCUUGAAGUGAUGAAGGCUUGGUUGCAGGCUUUGGAAACCAUCCUUGCAACCAUCAACGCCGUGUUCAAGGAACAUCCCGAGUAUAUCAAGGGCAUGUAA
This is a messenger RNA of Lichtheimia ornata, 591 nucleotides long. RefSeq lists its product as uncharacterized. The transcript is spliced from 5 exons. Bases 1 to 591 code for a protein of 196 amino acids. Gene Ontology annotation, cellular component: cytoplasm; membrane; cytosol. The record is from RefSeq and is a predicted model, not a curated record. Gene Ontology annotation, molecular function: ceramide 1-phosphate transfer activity; ceramide 1-phosphate binding. Gene Ontology annotation, biological process: intermembrane lipid transfer; ceramide transport. Lineage: Eukaryota; Fungi; Mucoromycota; Mucoromycetes; Mucorales; Lichtheimiaceae.